This is a messenger RNA of Solanum stenotomum, 723 nucleotides long. RefSeq lists its product as uncharacterized. The record is from RefSeq and is a predicted model, not a curated record. Bases 1 to 723 code for a protein of 240 amino acids. Lineage: Eukaryota; Viridiplantae; Streptophyta; Magnoliopsida; Solanales; Solanaceae. The transcript has a single exon.
AUGGGAUCCUCUCUUAAAAAAAAUAUUGGAUGGGAUUCACUUAAAGAAAAGGUAGAAGCAUUUUGUAUCAAGCAUGGCAUUUCAUUACCCAAUUUUGAUGAUCCAUAUGCUAAUUCUGGGAGAUCACGACGUAAAGUAGUUAUUUGUACUGCUUUGCAUCAUUAUCGUGUGGAUGUGUUUUAUAAAAUCAUUGAUUGGCAACUACAAGAACUUAAUGAUUGUUUCAAUGAGGUGACAAGUGAUUUGCUUAAUGGAGUAUCUUGCUUGAAUCCAAUUGAUUCAUUUUCUAGUUUUGACAUAAAGAAGAUAAUGAGAAUGGUUGAAUUAUAUCCUGAUGAUUUUGAUGGGUCCAACAUGAGAGCUCUUGAGAAUCAACUUGUUAAUGACAUUAUUGAUGUUCGUGAUAUUGAUGAAAGGUUCUCCAAUUUGGGUGGAUUUGGAGAACUUUCAAGAAAGUUGGUUGAGACAAAAAAGCAUUUAACCUAUUCUCUCGUAUUUCUUUUAGUGAAGUUUGCUUUACUUCUACCUGUUGCCACUGCUACAGUUGAAAGAGCUUUUUCGGCAAUGAAGAUUAUCAAGAAUGACUUGCGAAAUCGAAUGGAUGAUGAAUUCUUAGAUGGUUGCAUAGUGCCUUAUGUAGAGAAAAAAGUAUUUAAAGAUGUUUCUAAUGAGUGUAUUAUGAAAACAUUUCAAGAGAUGAAGUGUCGUCGAGUGCAAUUGUAG